UUGCCACCAACUAGCUUGUCGCUGCUACUCUUCACUCGCCGUUCCAGCAGCGCUGCGACUCUCCGAGUCUACAAAUACCUCGUUCUGAGUUCGAAUUCGACUUGGCAACGCUUGAAAUCGAUUGUGUCCAGCUACCACAACAGCAUGGCCAUACAGCUACUCCCGGAGCUCUACGAGCCCAUACUCGCACACAUCUCGAACGAAGACACCCAAAUCCUCUGCGCUUGCUCUCUUGUGUCCACCGCAUUCCGCCACCCCGCUCAAAAACGCCUAUUUUCCUUCCUCCGCGUUCCGACUGGCACCAGAAGCCGCUCCUAUGCGCAAGUCGCUGGGCUCUUCGCGGAGAAGCCACACAUGGCGGGCUAUGUCACCAAUCUCCGCGUCAUUCUUCCCAGCGACAAAGAGGUGUGGAGGCAGGAACAGCCCCUUGCUGAGUCGAUUUUCCGGCAGCUGGUCAACGUGCGCAAAGCCAGUAUCCGCAACUAUGAGGAUGAAGUCGACAAUCAAGGAUACGAACUGCAUGCACAAGUCCUCAGCUUGCUGCUGAGAAUCCUUGAAUCGCAUGGAACGCUGCAGCAUCUGACACUGUGGUGUCUCAACCUUACUAAAACACUAUUCCGCCGAAUCCUCUCUGCUGCACCAUCACUCACCUUUGUUGAGGUCGCCACUUAUCUCCCGGAGUCGUCCCGUCCUGCUGUUCCAUUCAGGCCAAAUAAGCCUAUCAUCGACUUGUGCAUUUCUCAAAGUGGAUCGGUGUACACACAGCUCUGCAUCGAUUCUGAACUCGAGCCAUGUAUUCGGCAGCUCCGCACUCUGGAGCACCAUGGAGUUGACAACCAGGAGGAUCUUUCUCCUUGUUUUCUGUCAGCCGCCACACUGGAGCGGCUCGAGCUCAAGAUUUCCUCCUACUCAUUCGAACAACGGUUUGUCUUGCCACCCAGCCUCCCUUCCCUCUGCGAGCUCAUCCUCUCCAUCGACUCAUGUGAUCCGCCUCCCGGCAUAAUCACAGUGCUCUCCCAAAACGGAGUCCCCUCGCUGACUCGCCUGCAAUUGACUUUCCAGGACCUCGCCGCUGUAGUCCCGACAGACCAGGUCUACUCCUUUACCCUACCCGCGCUUCAGCUCCUCGAUGAAGCGCUGGAUGUCCAUUCCAGAGUCCGCCAGGCGGAAUGGCACAUAAGGCUGACGUACUACGACCACCGCCAGUGUCCGGAGCAUGACACGGCCAAGCAUGUUGCGUGCCUGGAGGAGAAACUGCAGCAGCACCUACCGAAGGCAUUCGCGAAAGGCCUGAUAGUCGCAAGUGGAGAGGGAGAAUUCUACUAA
This is a messenger RNA of Mycena indigotica, 1326 nucleotides long. RefSeq lists its product as uncharacterized. Lineage: Eukaryota; Fungi; Basidiomycota; Agaricomycetes; Agaricales; Mycenaceae. The transcript has 2 exons. The coding region runs from base 145 to 1326 and encodes 393 amino acids. The record is from RefSeq and is a predicted model, not a curated record.